AUGGAUGGCAAGCCUAUUCGUGUCGGUGCUGACGCACUUGCUUACUUCGGCCUUGAUAAGGGUUAUCGCAACUUCAACCACGGCGCGUACGGCACUUAUCCCACUGAGGUCCGGGAUGUCCUGUUCAAAACUCUGCUCGACGCUGAAUCCCGCCCAUGUCACUUUGUCAACUAUGAGCAGCCGAAAGCACUACAACAACAAAGAUCAGUCAUUGCGAAAUAUCUCAAUGCACCCACGGAAUCUUGCGUCUUUGUGCAGAACGCAACAAUGGCAUUCAACAUUGUCUUGCGCAACUUGUCAUUCGAAAAGGGAGAUUGCAUAAUCUACUUCCCUACUACCUUCGAGGCUUGCAAGAACACAAUCAAGCAUGUUUGUGAGAUGUCUGCGGCGAAAGCAGUCAUGGUUGAAUCAGCUCUCGCACCUGAAGCUAUGUGCGAAGCCUUGGAGCAAACUAUCAGCAACCUCAAGAACUCAGGCCUGAAUCCCAAGAUCUGUAUCAUAGACACGAUAUCGUCCUUCCCUGGCAUCAGGAUGCCUUUUGAGAAGCUUGUCCGGAUAUGCAAACAACAUGGUGUACUAUCAUACGUGGACGGAGCUCACGGCAUUGGCCACAUCUCACUGGAUAUGGAUGAGCUGGAUGCCGACUUCCUGGCUACAAAUUGCCAUAAGUGGCUGUAUGUACCUCGCAAGUCCGCUGUGUUGUAUGUUUCAGAACGCAACCACGCGUUGAUCAGAUCAGGUCUUCCCACUGGUGCAGUUCUCGACACAAAGAAUUGCGAGGACCCCAGUCCUUUGGCAGCCAAGUUCGGCAGUCUCAGUACUCUUGACGGCAACAACUCUCUGUGCGUGGAAGCAGCAAUAAACUUCAGAACACGGAUGGUCUGGCAAGAUCUACAAGGAGAGGACGCCAUCUACGCCUAUCUGCAACAUCUAGCCAUCAAAGGUGCAGCCAUCGUUUCCAAAGCCCUCGGCGGUACAGCCACCUUCGAGGACAUCUACGAUAUACCCAAUCGUUGUGGUUUCGCAAACGUCAGACUGCCUCUGGAUUACCGGGAAAUCACCAAGGGAGACGUGGCACUCGCCACCCAAUGCUCGAGUUGGAUGUUUAGCACUCUUGUCGAGAAACAUAAUACAGCGCUGUUGAUCGCAGUGUAUGAUGGUUCUUGGUGGGCGCGGAUUAGUGCACAGAUAUAUCUUGAUUUGGAUGACUUUGUGUGGUUGGGAGAUACGUUGAAAGCAGUUUGUGAUGAGGUUCGACAGAAAGAGUGGCAGAAACCUCAAAGCGGAAGCUAA
Molecule: messenger RNA, 1293 nt
Organism: Aureobasidium musti
Lineage: Eukaryota; Fungi; Ascomycota; Dothideomycetes; Dothideales; Saccotheciaceae
Source: the annotation of a GenBank genome assembly